AUGCCGGAGAAGAUGAAGUUCGAUGGUUCCAAAGAAGACAAAGAUUUGGGGUUGAAAACGGUUGAUCCUUUCGUUGCUCUUUAUUUGAUAUGCGGUUCCCCUGGCAGUCCACCCAUUACAGCACCCAGAAUAAAGCUUAGGGAUGGACGACAUUUGGCCUAUAAGGAGCAUGGUGUCCCCAAAGAAACGGCCAAAUACAAGAUUAUUUCUGUCCAUGGCUUUGCCUCUACCAGACAUACUCUGGCAGUUGUAGCAUCGCGGAUGGCUGAAGAACUAGGGGUGUACUUCGUGUCUUUUGAUAAACCAGGUGGUCUGGUGAUGCCUUUAAGUACAUACCUCACAGGUUGGCGGGAGCAACGUUUUGCUCCUGUAAUCAACUACUGGUGGCCUGGUUUCCCUGCAAUUUAUCCGCAGAAGCCUACUACCAGCAAUUUCCACAGGACCAGUGGGCUUUACGGGGUCGCUCACUUCAUCCCUUGGCUCACCUACUGGUGGAACACUCAGAAAUGGUUUCCUCCCUCUAGCGUUAUUGCUCAAAGGCUAAGUUUUCUCGCCAAGAUUUGCAACUUAUAUCCAAGUUUAGAGAAUCACAAAAUUCCAGGGUAA
Molecule: messenger RNA, 606 nt
Organism: Ilex paraguariensis (yerba mate)
Lineage: Eukaryota; Viridiplantae; Streptophyta; Magnoliopsida; Aquifoliales; Aquifoliaceae
Source: the annotation of a GenBank genome assembly